Prinia subflava (tawny-flanked prinia) is the source of this 6870-nucleotide messenger RNA. It is a transcript of the gene RGS20, whose product is annotated as regulator of G protein signaling 20. The transcript has 6 exons. NCBI's taxonomy places the organism in Eukaryota, Metazoa, Chordata, Aves, Passeriformes, Cisticolidae. The coding region runs from base 3865 to 4650 and encodes 261 amino acids. The record is from RefSeq and is a predicted model, not a curated record.
AAAAGGAGAUGGAUUGCUAUUUGCAGUCAGAAUUUUGAUACGACAGCAACAUAAUCAUUUGUCUGUAGAAAAGAAGUUUUAAAAGGUGUGAUUUGGCAUAUUGACUUUAUCAUAAAUUUCAUUUCCCAGGCUGUUGAGAGGCUACAGUAAUAUAUUUCCCUGUAACUCUUCUGUAACUUUGUAGUGGUUACAGAACUAUGAAAGUAUGCAUCUAAUAAUUUAGCAGAAAUGCAAAGAAGGGAGAAAUAAUUGUAGUAGUGAUUACUUUUUUUUUUUUUUUUUUUUUUUUUUUUUUUUUUUUUUUUUUUUUUUUUCCACAGAUUCCUGGAGGUAUAGUAGUGAACCCAAUGUGCCAUGUUAAAGAUUGCAAACAAUAUAUUGUUCCUGAAUAUACAAAGUAUACAGAUAUAUUUAGUUUACAUAGUCUUCUAUGGCAGGUAAGGGAAUAAAGGCAAAACAUUAACACAAAGUUUCUAUAGCUCUGUGAGGGAGAGUCAUGUCUCACAUCUCUUCGUGAAGCAUUCUUCAUGUGUACAGACAAGGUGUGUAAGUGUGGUACUCCAUCCAACAACUCUCCUGGGUUAAGAGGGCAGGGCAUUGAUUCGUAACUCUUGAAUGAGAUACGUACUGCAGAGGGUAGGAAGAAAUUAGCAGCUUUCAUAAUACAGAAGGGUCUUCAACAGAGUGUAAAAAGCACCUGGCUGGAGUCUGUUCUGUUCAACACACUCAGAAAUGUUUGAGAAAAGUGAAUAGCAUAGUAGAAACUUUGCUGGUGACAGUGUUCCUCCUUUGACAAGUGCACAGUGGAAUUGUGAAUCUCCUUGUCAGAGGGUGUGGGUAAGCUACCAAGAGGUGCUCUUAUCCACAUCUUCAAACGCUUGGAGACAUCUGAAAAUUUUCACCAAUGUGAGUUGCAUGAGGCACUCUCUGUGUGAAAGAACUUCAUUGCAUUGCAAGGGAAAUCUUUGAGGAAGGGAAGAACUAUACAGUUAUUACAGAAGCCUGUCUUCUGUGCCUGUCACCACUGUGACAGCAAAAGGCAGUUCUCAGCAACCACUACAAACCCAUCCUGUGUCAUCAGCUCGGAACAUCCCAUGGUACUUUAUGUGUGCUGGUUGAUUCUCUGGAUCUUGCUAAAGGUAAUGACUGUAAAAGUGCUGUGCACCUAUUUUUUGACAAGCAUCUAUCCUUUAGGAGUCAGGUAUGCAAAACAAUUCUCAUUUAGCUAUUUUUGGUCAUAUCAGUGCUUGUCCAUUAACUUCUGGCAAUGCAGCUUCACUUGUAGUUGCUAUGUUUAGAUGCCUUUAUUGACGUGUGAAACAGAGUGAAAAGUGAAAAGCAUAUCAGCAUGCAGGAAUAAAAGUCAUCCAUUUCCUGGAUCACAAAGAGUAAGAAUGCUCAAUAGUUUAAUACUAGAAAAUUAAUGCAGAUGAGUCAUCCUCACACUAGAACUACAGACAGCUGGAUCGUGAAUGUUUUUCUGUGGUCCUUUCUUUUUUUGUAAUAAGAACACUUAUCAUUGUCUAUCACAUAUUCUCUGAAUUACAGAGGUGUUUUGCACACCUGCCAUUUAACCUUUCAGCAUUCUGUACAUCAACUGGAUCCUGAAUGUCUGCACAAGUAUUUAAUGUGUAGAAACAGAUGCUUUGAAAUUUUAUCCAAGCAAAACAUACUUAGAAGGUUAGGAAAGUGAGCACACUUCCCUAAUUCACAAAAUGUUAAAGUAAUUUUUUUUUCUCUGUAAUUGUGGAGGGUUGAAGACACCUCAUUGAAGAGAUCUCCUUGCAUGGCAACAGAAGUAGUUUUUCAGUAUGCAGAGAUGUGGAGUACUUCAUUAGAUGUUUGAAUGAAUUAGAUGUCUGAGGAAUUAUAGCAAGAUUGGCCCAUUGUGAAAUGGAUUUUUACUGCUUAAUAUGUCUCUGUUUUCUCCUCUUAUUUUAUCUUCAUUUUAUUGUGUGUGUCGUGGUGGGAAAAGAUUAUUUUGUGAGUAUCCUUUUUAACAAGUAACACCUGCUUCCUGCAGAUGAUACAGACUUACCUGACUUCUAGGUCAUAGAUGAUUUGAUAGAUCAUAGAUCACUGGGAUCAUUUUUCUUUUAAUUAAUCAGAUUCUGGCCCAAAGGAUCUGGCAAAGCUAAUAUGCCACAGUUGUGCAUAUAUUGUAACAGGCAACCUUCUGAUUACUCCAUCACCUCUUUGAAAUUAGGUUUUACAAGCUCAGUGAACAAACCACACAUAAUUUAUCUGCAAUAGGAGUGAUCUUUCUGAAAGAAAUAUAAACUAACAUGUUAUUGUAAUAAAUAUAUCUUCUAUUUUUUCCCCUACUAUAAUGGAACAAUGCUGUAAUGCCAAAAAAUUGAAAGUGAAGAGCUAUGCAAAAACAGGAACAGAAAGGCCAGUGCAGGACUGUUUGUAGCCUUGAGAAAUAAUGCAUCUGGGGUUAAAAUGGUAGAGUGCAUUACUUUAGAGAGUAGGGACAUGUGUCUCUGUCUCAUGUACAUUCCCUUCUCUAUUGAAAGCUGAAGAGUCUCCAGCCACUUUUUGAGCCUGCAGCAUCUCCUACUUUCACCAUCAGUCUGUUGCUUUGUGCCAACAGUUUUUGUCUCUGCAAGGAGGUCCACAGCUAGAAAUCUAGGAGUGCUUUUCUUUCAGAAAUUGCUGCAAUACCAGGUGAAAUAAAGCUCACCUCUGGGUUAAAUUUUUUAAAAAAUGAAAAUAAAAAAUAAAUCCCCUAACUUCAUCCUCUCAGAAAAAAGUAAAGUCAGAACAGUAGGUUUUUGGAGAAAAAAGGGAAUUCUGAGCUACCCAGUGCUGCUGAUGGUAAGCCUGGCUAGAGGACAGGAAAAAAAAAAAAAAAAAAGAUUGUUUUCCUAAGCCUCAGCAGCAGCUCUGACAGAGUCAGCUUAUUACUGGAGCUUAUGCUACAGCUUUCUGUAACAGUUUACUGUAUGAUGACUUCUAGUGCAAUUUACCUUGUCAAGCCUCAUUGUUCUUAGUUUUUCUCCUCAGCAUUUACUGGAUUUCUGUUAAAAGAGGACAGGAAUGUGACCAAGGCAGCACUUCUCACAAGAGAUGCUGUUUGGGCAGAUGUGUUGUAUCUACCUUGUAUCUACAAUGCUGAAUUGUUGCAACUUUGGACUCUUGCUAGAAAAAAAAAUAGACAUAUUUUUCAGCUUGAAAAAGGAUGUAGACAAUAGCAAGUGAACAUUGGCAAAAGCUUGGCAGCCCUCUAUUCAGCUGGGACAAAUAAUGUAUUAAUAAUCUUCCUGGAGCCUUAGUCCUUAUAUUUAGUGUGUCUCUAUCCUGGGACACUGCGGCUCAUGUGCUGUUUUCACUGGCAUUGCAAGGAUUAGCCAUCUGUUCAGUCAAUGAGGAAAAACAUGUGAUUGGCAGGUACCACUGACCUAAGACAGACAUCUCCAUUUGGUGCUGCCUGCCUCUUUCAAGUUGUAAAUGAAAUACAUUCACUCUGAGAUGAUAAAAAGUGUCUCAUGAUUGUUACAGCUUGUUUCUCUGGCGUGUUCAAUCACCCUAUGCCUGUCUUUCUCCUUUGCAAUUUACUAAAACCUACAAAGUUGUAAAUCUAAUCUCUAAGCUGGCACAUGCUGAAGGGAUGAGACACUGCAGAUAUCUGAGGGCAGAUAAUCCUGUUUGUCUCCAGAACUGUAGAGGCUGCAGGAAGAACUGGCAAGCUGCAAGAGGCCUGGACAUUUGUCCAUCAGCAUAAGGACAAGCAAUCUUUAUGUUGUUGUCAUUCAGCCCAAUGUCUGGGAUCUGGUUUAGUUUCAUCACUAAAUAUAAGUCAUGCUUUUCCUAGAAAGGUCACUGUAAAAUUUGAUUCCGAAACAGCCUUUUUAUUUCUCGAUGUGGAGGCAAGUUGUGCUCUACUUCAGGACUCACAGCUACCAUGCAGACAACUGUCAAGCAAAGGAGAACCUCCAAAAUGAAGAUGAAGCAGAUAUUAAAGCUGCACAGUGGAUUUUCAAGCAACCCAUGGGAUCAGAGAGGACGGAGAUACGCAAACGGCAGAUGGCUACGACCCCGGAAACCCCAGCUGCUGCACAGGCUCAGCUCAGCACAGGAAAUCGAGGGUCCAAUGCCUGCUGCUUUUGUUGGUGCUGUUGCUGCAGCUGCUCAUGUCUUACUGUUAGAAAUCAAGAAGAAGAGAGAGCACGGAGAACAUCUCAUGAACUCCAAGCAGAGGGUAUUCCAAACUGUGAGGAAAGCCCUGCUCCCACUCUUGAAGAAGUAAAUGCCUGGGCUCAAUCAUUUGACAAGUUGAUGCUUACUCCAGCUGGCAGAAAUGCUUUCCGUGAAUUUCUACGAACAGAAUUCAGCGAGGAAAACAUGCUUUUCUGGAUGGCCUGUGAGGAACUAAAACAAGAAUCCAACAAAAGUGUCAUUGAGGAAAAAGCAAGACUAAUUUAUGAAGAUUAUAUUUCUAUCCUUUCUCCAAAAGAGGUCAGUCUGGACUCCAGAGUAAGAGAAGUUAUUAACCGAAAUAUGCUGGAACCCUCACAACACACCUUUGAUGAUGCACAGCUUCAAAUUUAUACCUUAAUGCACAGAGACUCUUACCCACGGUUUAUGAACUCUGCUAUUUAUAAGGACUUGCUUCAGUCCUUGUCUGAAAAAUCCAUUGAAGCAUAGAAUUUUUUGUUAAAUGUAUUUAUUUUAAAACAGUCGGGACUCUGGGCUACAGAAAUCCACAGGGAAUUUAGAAUCAAUCAGAUAUUUACCUGAAAAUAACUCAGGCAAGUUUUACUACAGAAUGAAUAAUUUAAAUCCGCACAAAGCUCUGACACAAUCAGCUAAGUACAGUUUCUGAAUUAAUUCAGCAUUACUUCACAAAAGGAAAUGAAGAGAAUGAAGAAGAAACGUUGUUCAAAAAAUGCAGUAUUUUUUCAAACACAGCAGACAAUUCAGACACAAGGCUUAUGUCUGAGGUACAAAUACCAACUGAGCAUGAAACUAAAACUGAUUUUUAAGUGGAGUGUUAGAAUUUUCUUGAAAACCAAACCAGUUGCCCGAUCCACACUGUGACCAAAGUAAAAGUAUUAUUGUCAAUACUGUGCUACUCUAGGCAGUGCCAUCACACCUGGCACAGGUACACUCCACUUGUUUUGGUAUAUUUAAUGCAUACAUGGUGCACUAGUGGAAAUUGGCAUGGCAAUCUCAAGUUUAUGAAAGUUACUGGUUGAAAUAAUGCUGCUUAUAGAAAAAAAAUCUUUUGCUGAAGAAUUGUUAUUUUAGUACUAGAAUCUGCUGAAAGCAUUAAGUUCCCUUUGUUGAUGUUCAUAAAGUUAAAUUAUUUAUUUCAGAGGAAAAAAAGCCUGGGCAUUAAAAUUCCAAAAUAAAGCACAAGAAUUCGCACAUAUUUUUCUCUUCCCUCAAUAGCCCUACCUGUGUCAAUAGGUGUUUGUAAAACCCUUCACUAUUUGCUCUCAAGAGGACAGCAGUUUCAGCCAGCUUGGGUUUGUAAAUAUGAAAUUCUCCCAUUCCCUGACAGAUCUUGUAAAAUACUGCAGAUAUACACACAAUUUACUUAACAAAAGCAGGAAGAUGGAACUUGUGUUUGGAUACAGCACUAUUUCAGACUGUCCAACAGCACCAGCUCUAUCCAGCUAUAAACCAUGUUCAUUUGCAGUAUAUCCAAAGCAUUACACUUAAUUCCUGGUCAUAUCUCAAAAUCAGUAAUCACAGGAAAUACUAGGAAGAAAGUAACUUGAAUCCACAUAAAUUAUCUGUAAAUCUGUUACUCUAAUGUCUUCUUUCUUUUAAAUUACAACAUUCAUUACAAUUCCACUAUAUUAAACUCUGGAGUUUAUAGUGGAUUUCCACUGAAUUGUAUUUUUUUCCUGUGUAUUUAUUUAAAUGAGCCAAAUGACACAUAUAGGUUGGAAAAAGACAUAUGGGAAACAGAAAGACAAAAAAACCCAAAAAAACCCCAACCACCUAGAAGGGAGAACUAGACAGGCAUAGUUCAAUGAUGUGAACUGCAGCCUUUCCAAAACCUGCUCUUUGCCUAGUUGCAGCAUUAUGGAAAACACAAAAUGGGAACUUUCUCUAAAAAAAGGAAAUGGGAAGAACAAAACAGAAUUUAAGAGAUCAAUUUAAUUGUUUCCUCAAAGCACUUGGCAGGCUGUGCCCUUACUGCAUUUGCAUUUUGAAGCACAUAAUGAUUCGAUUUUUUCAGUACAUAGCCCCACAGGAGAAGAGCUGGUACAGGGUGACUUAGUGCUAUGGGCUGGUUCAAGCAAGGCUGGAUGGGCACUGACCAACCUGGUCUAGUGGAAAGUGUUCCUGCCUGUGGGGUUGGUACUAGAGAUUAAGGAACCUUCCAACCCAAAUCAUUUGUGAUUCUAUGACCAGUUUUUAUAAUUUCCUUCCAACAACAAAACACUAUUUGGCAUGUCAGCACAAAAAGUAAACAAACAAACAAACAAACAAACAAACACCCCCCCCCCCCAAAAAAAAAAAAAAAACCUGGAGAGAGCAAAGCAAAGUGCUUUUGCCCGCUGUAGCACAGCGCUGAACAACUAAGUUAAGAGGAAACUCUUCCAUAGUUCAGUUAGUGUCUGCUACUGCUUAACCUAUCAAUGCUGGUUACCUCAGCUGAAUUUCUGUUUAACACACCCAAAGCACUACUAAUACAAUUUUGGUUUAUGUGAAAUAUCACAAUGUAAGCAGCAACUUCAACAAAACAAACUAGGUAUCUUCAAAAGGCAGCACUCAAACAGAAAAUGCUGUACUUGUUUUAAUCAAGGUGGGUAGGAGUGCUCUAAACCUCGAAGUUGAAAAUUAACUAGGUCAAAUUCAGCUUGUUGGAAAGAUCAUAUGCACACAUUAAAAAAAAAAACCCAAACAAAA